Molecule: messenger RNA, 3518 nt
Organism: Colias croceus (clouded yellow)
Lineage: Eukaryota; Metazoa; Arthropoda; Insecta; Lepidoptera; Pieridae
Exons: 10
Coding region: 118-3432 (1104 amino acids)
Source: RefSeq, a predicted model, not a curated record
GGACAAUCGUGCAUAUAGCUAUAUAUUCAUUUGUUACUUAUGGAGGUGUGAUGGAGGCGCAGUGGUCGAAGAUAGCCAAUUUCAUGUUUGCGAUUUCAAGGAACUUGGUAUGUCAAUAUGGCUGGUAAUAAAGUAAGUGCUAAGACGAGAGGAAAAGAAGACAGGAGCAAAUUUAAUAAAAAUGUUACGCAAAAUAAUGAAGACUCGGAAGAUCUCGAUUAUAGUUUGCUUAGAAAGCCCAUACCUACAAGUGUUACAGGGUUUGCUCAAGCAAGAAAAGUGUUUGAUUUAGCAACAGAGGAGCUUAAAGAACUGCUUACAAAUGAAUGUGAUUUGUUAUAUGAAUGCAAAGUGUGCAGAAAUUUAUUUAGAAGUUUAAUGAAUUUCAUUUCACAUAAAAGGAUUUAUUGUAAGGAAAAGUUCAAUUGUGCAGUGCACAGCCAUUUCACAAGUGUCAACUCAACGGCCAACGAAUUACUGAAGAUAAAAAAGUUUGAGGAGAAUUAUUCAGAGUUUUUAAAAGAAAAAACUCAAGAACCAAGUGAAAAUGUUGAGGAAAAUGAUGUGAUUCCUAUGACAAAAGAUUUAACAACAGUAAUUGAAAAGAUUGUCACGUCUCGAGGUAUUCAAGAGGAUCAGUUGAAAGAACAAGAUGUGGUUUUGCAGAAAAUUCCCAAAACAUCUGUUGCUGUUUAUCAAAAUAUUAAGUACAAUGAUACUUCCAAUGUGGAUGAUAUGCAAACACAGGUGAAUGAAUUGGAUACAAUACUAUCACGACAAAAUGCAGUAUUACAAAGUGAUGGCAAAUUCAAAAUUGAGAGCAAUGUGGAUUCUGAAUCUGAAGGUGUUAUACAAAUAAGUGAUGAUGAUGACAAUGAUUGCACAGGCAAUCUUAAGUGUAAAAUAUGCGAGCUACAAUUCUCAACGCAAAAGACGUUAAAGUCUCAUAUAAAAACGAAGCAUUUGGAAAGCCGUCUCGUUUACCCAUGCCCUGAUUGUCUCGAAAUAUUCUCAACGUCAUGGAGUGUUUACAGACAUUUAUUCAAAGUUCAUCGAAAAACUGCAGCGCAGAUUCGAAGGUUGCGUGAAACUAUUCAAUCGAAAUCCUUCCGUAUGAACAACCCACCGGCGUUUUAUGAAAAACGCAAGUCUAAUAUGAAAAAUGCUACAGUACAGAAAAUUACUGAAGAGGAGAGAAUAGAUCAAGAAAAUCAGGCGUGGAUGGACAACAUGGAGGGCGACGGCGAGGUGCCGCGGUGCGGCGGGUGCGGGCGCACGUUCGAGCGGCGCGCGGCGCUGGCGGCGCACACCAACACGUGCCAGCCCCGCGUGCGCGCGCUCGCCGCCGCGCGCCGCCCGCCCGACACCAAGCGCAUCGAGAUACAGAUCCGCAAGGACUACCACAAGGGGCCGCCGCCGCCCGCUAGAGAAAAGAACAUUGCCGAAGACGCACCGUCACCUUCGAAACCGCAAGUACAAAAUGAGAAAAAGGAAGCUCCAAUUGAAAACACUUUGACCGAAGCCAUUAUGAGUAUUGUUGGAGUGUCCACCAAUCAAGAAGUGGUUGAUAGCGCGCCUAUAAAACAAAUUACUGAAGAUCCGCCUAAACCUGGUAUUAAUGUAGAUACUUUCAAACCUAUGCAUAAAUUGAGGUUUUCUCACCAAGCCGAGAAGAGCAAUUUUAAUGCAUUAAAAAGAAAAGUACUACAGGAUGUCGAUAUAGACCAAUCGUCGUGUAAAAAAUGUGAAUUUAAAUGUAAGCAACCGAACGAACUUUACAGCCAUGUAGCAGGUCACUACAAAUGGUUGCGUUAUGCAUGCAAACUGUGUAAUUUCAAACAUUAUGAAUUCGAGAAAGUUCCGGAGCAUGUGAAGAUAGUACACAAACUAAAGGGUGAUUUUGAUUUCUAUUUUAGUACAGUUAAAGCGAUUGAUGGUGUCGAAGCGACAUUGUUAUCUGAUGUUACUGAAGAAGCAAGUGAAACAAAUGCAACUAGUCCUGACUCCAGGCGACCUAGUAGAUGUUCCAGUGAUUCUAGCAGAUUGUCUGAUGACAGCUCAUCGAGUAGUACAAGGGUAGAAACUGGAAGUAGAAAGAGGAAAUCGAAUCCAUAUAGAAGCAAUACAAGGAAAAGGAGAGAGGUCACUAAUGAUGAAGCUGAUGGUGAUAGCAAAGAUGGUGAAGAUUCACCCCAAAAAGACGUCAUAAAAUUAGAUAACGACUCAUCUUCAAAUUCAAAAAUAUUUGAUGAAAAUUCGUCUGAUAUAGAUGACUCUGAGGAAAAGAGUAGUAAACGUCUCAGACUCGAUGAUAUAACGUCAGUCGUACCAAGAAGACCAGUAAGAAAACGGACUAGACCUAAAAAUGAAGAUUUUGAAUAUGAUUUAUCUAAUCUCCUCAAAAUGGAAGCGCAGGGCUACAGGGAUUCGGUAUCAGUCUCUAAUGUUAAAACGGUUUCAAAUAAAAAGAAACUACAUCAAGAGCUGCAAAAUAAUUAUAACAGUAUUAAUAAAGAAUGUUGUGGAGCUUUGACUUCGCUGUCUAGAUUAUCCGUCGACAGUGGUAAAGCUCAUAUGAAAACUUCCAAUUUUGCAAUUUACUCAUCAAAUAAAGAACAAAGGAUAUCAAAUAUAUUUGUUAGACCCAUGCUGCCAAAAAUUACUCGCGUAGAUAAAACUUCCCUUUUAAAAGAACCGUCAGAAAAUAAGGAUAUAAGUAAAAGUACAAAAGUUCCCGACACGAACGAACCUGUAGUACAACAAAUUAUAGAAGAUGAUAAAUCACCAAGUCCUCCUGUAACUGAAUCAAAUGUAGUAGAUAGCAAUAAAGUUAAUAGUGAAACCAAUAAUACAAAAGAAGUUAACAAUGAAAAUCCCGCGAGUCAAACCACCGAUUCUAGUUCACAAGAUAAAACCAAAUCAAAUUUAAAUUUAGUUCCGAUAAAAUUCCGGAAACAAAGUAUAGACCUUAUGAAAAAUCCCCUCAUUAAAAAGAAUAUUACCGACUUUAGCAAGGCCGGUAUGAAAACAAAAAUUCUCGUCAUCAAACCUUUGAACAGGAAAGAUGGCGCUCAAAGUAUAAAUACACCUUUGAAGUUUCAAACGAUAAAGUUAAAAGAACCCGUAAAUAUUUCCAAUGAGGAGAAGAAGUCAGAUCAGGUUGUUGUAGUGAAAGUGCCCAAAGUAGAUUGUGCGCGACCAGUUAUAGUUAGUAACAAUAAUAAAGAAAGUAGUUCCUUAUCGGAUACUAAAGCGACAGACAGUGAAAAAGACAAAGGAGAAAAUUGUGAUAGUAAAAUAAGUGAAGAAAAUUGUACUGAAGCUGAUAACGAAAAGAUUUCAAAUGUAAAUAGUGAUAUAGCUCAAUCUGAAGCUUUUUCAACUGAAAUCUCGGUGCCUGUGGCUGAUACAGAUGUAGCAGUCCAAAGCUGAAUUAAAUAAUAUUAUAAUGUAUUUUUAUUUUACAACAUGUACAGGUUAUGUUAGUUAGCUAUGCCAAUUAAAUGAUAUAAUAAUUA